Molecule: messenger RNA, 600 nt
Organism: Anisakis simplex (herring worm)
Lineage: Eukaryota; Metazoa; Nematoda; Chromadorea; Rhabditida; Anisakidae
Source: the annotation of a GenBank genome assembly
CGUUUGACCGGGUGUGAGACAGCAGAGAUACGAGUGUUUGGCGAAAUGUCCGCUACAGGGAAAUUUGGCAAAGUGUCCCCACCUGUCAUUUUAGGAUUAGCACUUCGAUGUUUGGAACAGCCGCCGGAUUGUGUAUUCGAAGCGUACCGAUUCGAGUGGAGCAGCACGCAGCAAUAUCAUUAUAUGAAAGAUGUGGUCAGGACGGAUUGCGGAGGCUUCUGGUAUGGUGGCGGUCAAGUGGCCAAUCAGCGAUGGCCGUUGGCACGAGAUACGAACCCGUUUUGCCAGUUCCUGAGUGCAGAUACACUGAAGGUGGCGCAGUCAUCAAUGGAACGGUACUGGCUGAAUUCGAAUAAAUUGGCGAUAUUCGUUGAGGACGGUGUUGCGUUGUGGACAGAGCACUGGGAUGGCAGACUGAGUCUGCAGGCACAGGUCAGGGAUUCGUGUUAUGAGAAUGUGAUGGUGAAGCAGUCAAAUGGCACCCAGACUGAGCUAUACGAUAUUCACGUUAAGGAGUGGUGGAGACGUGACCACGUUGAAAGACUUUCAUUUGGCAGUACAUCGGAGCCUUUAUUCCGCGGGUGCGAGUGUGCCGGAUGA